AUGAGUCGCACGGUGGGCAAGAAGCGUGCGGAGCCGCUCUCUGGGGAAAAUGUGUCUAUCCCCGCUAGCUCCGAUGACGAGAAUGUGGAUGCUCCUAGCCCUGCCAAAAUUGCGAGAGCGAAGGAGGAGGACCGGGCUGUCACCGUGUCUGACUUGAAGGCGAUCAUGCUGGAGCAAACCCGACAGCUCCAGGCCAGCAACCAGGCUUCGGUGGACUCUGCGGUGAAUCGUAUGGAGCGAAGCUUGGAAACCCGCCUCGGGGAGUUUGAGGGCCGUGUGUCUGGAAUGGAUGAUAGGGUCGCAGUGUUGGAGAAGCAAAUUGAAGAAUUACUUCGACAGGGCAGUUCGACACCUCAGUUUCGGGGCUUGGCCGGAGACGAUUCUGCCAGGCGUGCUAGAACACUGGUGUUUGGAGGGUGGGCGCGAGACUCGCGUCGGCGUGUCAUCCUGGAGGAGCUGAAGUCCUUCCUAGAGAGCCUCAAGGUGGCGGACCUCUUCGACUCGGAGCCUUUCACCACAGGGGCCAGGAGAUCGAUGGCUUUGUGUGGAUUCCAGCAGAGGGCUACUGAGACGUUCUCUGACAUGCGAGCUCGUAUGCAUCGCAUCGUGGUUGCUUUCAGCAAGGGUGGCCUCUCCACGAAGGCCGGGGGCCGGGCAUGGUGCUCGUAUUCCAAAACGAAGCAGGAACGUGCCAAAGGAUCGCACGCGGGCUGGAUAAAGCGUGCCGUGUCGGAGCUCAAGCCUGAGGUCGCGGCCGACUUGGAGAUCGAGUGGCAGAGUGGAUCUGUUUGGUUGGAAGACACGCUGUUGGGCAGUUCCGAUCUCCCUGUUCCGCCUGGGACCGAUAUGCGUGGAGUUCUUGUCAACGAGGAUCAAGAAGGGAAACCUUGGGUAUCGGUCAAACUGCUAGCACGUGACUUAAAGCUCAAGGACAAGGACGUGAAACAAGCCCUGGAGGGCACUCGCGUGGAGGUCCAAGAUCUCCCGCAGCUGAUCUCGGAUGCUGCCCCUUCGCAGCUGGAAAAAGGGUCGCUGGUCGUCUUUCAAGAGUUUGCCAGACAAGAACCGGGCUGGUCAGUUGCUACUCAGAGGUCCUGGACUGUCCUUUCACAUCGUCAUGCGUGCUCUUGGAGGGGUUGUGGCAUCAUGUUUGAGGCAGCUGACUGGUGUGUGCUACGUCGUGUAUACACGCAAAGGGGUGUGUGGUUCAAGAUGCGGGCCAGGGAUGCAGAUGAGGCACUUUGGGUUGGCACGUGUCACUUUACACCGGGGUGCACCGUUGCCCAAUUUGAGGAGGAGGCCGAGGACCACUUCCACGGGUUGCCCAAGAAUGCGACAAGGGUUGUCUUCCAAGGAGACGUGAACACGCCCUUUGGUUGGGUGAAGGACGAGGCUGCUGUCACCCCGAUCGCCAGGGAGGGAAAGGGUGGCAUUCUCCUGAAGAUUCUCCAGGAAAAGGGGCAUAGGGUUGUCUGCAAGUCCUUCGGGGUCGUCUCGCAGGUGGACCACCAGGUGCUUUGUGACCUGGCUAGAACGCGCACCAAGCCUGCCCCGAGCCUCUCCUACCGUGAUCCGGAAAAUGUGAAGGUCCUUUUUCGCAGGGCGAGGGUCAGUGGUUCUGCUGCCUCUUGGAAGGAAGCCCUCAAGGCUCGCAAGGUGGCUCGGAAGCACUGGGAGGAAGAAAGGGUUCUUCGAGCUGCUGCUGGGGACUGGGAUUGCCUGCGGGAGGUCAGGGGUAACUCUGGCACGGGGUGGCAGGUUGAGUUCUCGGUGGCCCAACAAGAUGAUCCACACAGGGUUAUUCACGACCAUUUCCAAGAGGUCUACCGGGACCCCAGGGUUUCCCCACCGGUCACGAUCCCAACUGGCGACGUGGAGGCCUUCACCUUGGAUGAGCUGUGGACUGGUCUGAAACAGCUCAAGGGGCAAAAGGCGGUAGGCUGCGACUUGACUUCCAAGGAACUCCUAGUGGGCAUCUGCAACGCGGAGGGUGGUGCUGAGCAGGUUUUGGAGUUCUACAAUAGGGUCCUGGCCACGGCCUCGAUCCCGGAGGACUGGAACACACCGUUGCUCAUCAUGCUCCCCAAAGUAGCACAGCCGAGGCUCCCUCGGGAGCUUCGUCCCAUCGCUCUGGGCUCAUCUGUUGGGAAACUUUUCAGCCGUCUCCUCCUAAACCGUAGCCUACAUCGGAUCCGUCUGCUUCACCCGCCUCAGUGUGCUGGAGUUCACCGUCAGACGAAUGACUACACGUACACGCUCAUCCGCCUUUUUGAACUUGAGCGGGAGUGGCAAGGGGGCAUGGCUGCAAUUAAGGUUGACAUCAGCCGUGCUUUCGACGAUGUUGAUCGUGAUGUCCUACUAACGAAGCUGGAGUCCAAACUUGGGCCGGGAGCUGAGAUCCAGUGUUGGAAGGCCCUCCUUGCUAAUAACGCCGCGGUUGUCUCUUCUCCUUUUGGUGAAUCCACGAUCAACAUGUCGAAGGGGAUAAAGCAGGGGGGGAUCGAGUCCCCGGCCUUCUAUGGCAUGCUCAUGGAGUUAGCGGCCCACGAGGCUGCUGAAGGGUCACACUGGGGUUUGCAGGGCAGGCUUUAUCCGGACUUAGGGUGCCCGGACGUCGCGAUGUUUAUGGACGAUGGGGUCUUAUGGACAAAGGGCACCUUGGAGCUACAGAAACGCAUCAAGGACUUUGCACGUACCCUCCUGGGAUUUGGCCUCAAGGUCAACAUUGCGAAAUGUCAGCUGUACUGUUCCCCCAAGUGCCAGGGCCCACGCCAGAUCCAGGUUGAUGGCACAGUGCUGCUUGCCGGCCCUCACCUCGACAUCAUGGGGUUGCGGCUUUCCGUGGGACAGUCCAUUUGCAGUCUUAUCUCCCCUUUGAUGACAAGGUGCCGCGCUAAGUUCUGGGAGGUCCGGCAUGUCCUUCGUUCCUCAGGGCCUUUGCUUGCUCGGGUUCGCCUUCUUCAGCGGAUUGUGGGGGCUUCGGCCCUGUGGUGUAUCGCUUCGGUGCCUCCAGAUCGUGCAGCCAUGUCGAUGGCCAACUCUGUUCAACUUCAGCUUCUGGUUUGGCUUCUCAGGCAGGACCUCGGUUGUGGCAAGCAGCUCGCCGAGGACAUUGCUGCGAUAUUCCCGCCUAACGAGCGGCUGAGCUUUGAACGCUUCCAGGAGUGCCUGCAGAAGCACGAGGACCUGGGUCCCAGCGCCUCCUUGCAACUCUCCUCCGGCCGUGGCGAGGCCGUGCCGCGGACCUGGGCCCCCUGGGCCCGCCGAGGCUCGGACUAUGACGAAAAUGACUCCGACCUGGAUGAUAGCGAGGAGAAGCCCAGCAGAGAUAUCUUGGGUGGACUGUGCGCCUGCAUCCACAGCUGCGUCAUGGAGCCGGUUCUGCUUGACGAGGCGGAGCAGGAGAUUCCCGUCCCAGACAGAAACGAGCAAAGAGCGCGAACAGCAUGA
This is a messenger RNA of Symbiodinium sp. CCMP2592, 3450 nucleotides long. Lineage: Eukaryota; Dinophyceae; Suessiales; Symbiodiniaceae. The record is from the annotation of a GenBank genome assembly.